Messenger RNA from Rotaria sp. Silwood1, 1188 nucleotides. Lineage: Eukaryota; Metazoa; Rotifera; Eurotatoria; Philodinida; Philodinidae. The record is from the annotation of a GenBank genome assembly.
AUGACUAGUUUUACAUGUGAAGAAACUUCUUCGUGUUCAAAUUUUCAAUCAGCUAUUUGUUUACAUUGUAAUCGUCGAUUAUGUCUUCAACAUAUUACUGAACACAAUAAAAUUAUUCCUAGUAGUAUGCAAAAUCUUUCACAUAAACUUGAAGCUACUUUUCAACAACUUAAUGAUAAAUAUGAAAAAAGUAGAAAUACAUAUAAUGAUCUAUUAACCUUAUUAAAACAAUGGCGAACACAAGAAACAGAAAAAAUUGAACAAAUCUAUAAAAAUAAGUUGCAAUGGAUUGAAUCUCAACAAGAAACUUUGAAUAUGCUACACCAAGAAUUAAUUGAAGUACUUGAUCGCAGUGCGCGACAGCAGUUAGCUCUUAUACAACCUCAUCAAGAUGUCAUUAUGAAAAGGCUUCAUCAUAUUCAUAGUACAAUUAAAAAUGUACAACAACAUAGUACACAACUAAAAUGGAACUUCUCAAAAUUGCCAUCACCAAUGAAUUUAGGACACUCUCUUCAAAAUUCUUCAUCUAUGCAAGUUCCAUUGAAAAUACCAAAAUCUAAUAUUCACGAACUACCUCGAAAAAGAAAAUUUUCGACUAAUUCUUCAUCCGGUAAUGCUAUAAAUCUACGAAAAUAUCGCUCGUUUAGACGACUUGUUGACAUGUUUGCUAAUAUAUCAUGUAUAGAACAAAGUAAGAAUGAUAUUGCCAACUAUCUUAAACAACAAGGUCCUCAUUUUCAGUUUCCUAUUCUUGUUUGUUCGUAUCUUACAGCUUGGCAUAGGAAAUCAGAAAUCAAUGACAAAACUAUCCUUCUAAAUGAACAUAUAUCAACUAUUAAAAAGCACAUAAAAAAUCGUCAUUCUGCUGAUGUUGUAUUAUUAGGUAUACAUGCAUUCUUUUUUAAUGAAACCAUUCAAGAAAAUAAGAGAGAAAUGAUGACAUUUUUAUUACAAUAUGUUGUCAAUCAUCAAUGUAUUAGUCCAAAUGAAAUACUCAAUUGGUAUGAGAAUACAGAUUUAUAUGAUUAUCCGGAUUUUGUCGAUGCUAAGCAAUUAAUCACUUCAGUUAUUAAAUCAUUUCGGACAAACAAUACAGUUACAAAUGUACAACCAAUUUCAGUCAAUCAAAAUCCAGUUCAACAAUCUGACACUAUUGAGAUUACACAAGAACCAGCUGCAUUAACUUGA